Anopheles funestus (African malaria mosquito) is the source of this 3861-nucleotide messenger RNA. RefSeq names its product cytochrome P450 306a1 (gene phtm). Gene Ontology annotation, molecular function: iron ion binding; oxidoreductase activity, acting on paired donors, with incorporation or reduction of molecular oxygen, reduced flavin or flavoprotein as one donor, and incorporation of one atom of oxygen; heme binding. NCBI's taxonomy places the organism in Eukaryota, Metazoa, Arthropoda, Insecta, Diptera, Culicidae. Gene Ontology annotation, cellular component: intracellular membrane-bounded organelle; cytoplasm. Gene Ontology annotation, biological process: xenobiotic metabolic process. The record is from RefSeq and is a predicted model, not a curated record. The transcript has 6 exons. Bases 2159 to 3676 code for a protein of 505 amino acids.
GUGUGAAUAUAAAGUGUAUUUCGUUCUUCUAAUGGAAUAGCACAGGUUCUUCUAAUAAAAUUAGCAUUUUGUUUUUAUAACUUCUGUAGUCACGGUUCAUUUUAUUAUUAAUUCGACAUUUUUUUAUUGUUUAAUGAGUCUUUUUUGUGCGUUAGUUGUGCACCAUCUAAUGGUAUAGAUAUAAAUUAGAGGCUAUAUUUCAAUACGCUAAUGUCAAAGUAAUGGUCGUAUUCGUUUACGGCGUUUAUCGUUAAAUGUACGUUUUAAAUGUAAUUUCAAUGAAAGAUAGCUCUAUUUUGCAAACACGUUUAAAUUGGUCUAGAAAUGGAAUUUGUCAUUUUUCAACCAGGUCCGUGGAUUAAAAUAAUGAGUUUUCAAAUGAUUGGGUCUAGUAAUGUGUUAAAACGAUAUUGUUAAAAUUUCAAUAAAUCGAUAAUUCAUUAUAUAAACUACGUAUAUCAUAAAACUUAAACCAUACCACGCGGUGUAUGCGAUAGCGACUCCAGGAUUACACAGCAGCAUCGGGUUUCAAAUCUCAUACGGAACCGUACCCCUGUACGCGGGACUUACUAUACUGCUACGGGUUAAUAUAGCCGAGGAAAGCCAGAAAUGGCAGAUCAAUACUGUGGAGAUUGUAGUCCCACUGUAAUAAUUAUGUACAAUUACGUUUUGUACAUUACAAAAUCCGUUUGUCAAACCGAAUAAGAAUAAUAAUGAGUAAGAUUGUACAAUUUCGAAUUUAAGUUUGCACAAGCAACACAACAUUGUGGACUAACAAAAUCAGAAUUAAUACCAAACUCGACUUGAAACGAAUUGUUUUAAUUAUCUUCAUAACAUAUUACCGUAAAACAUUAAUUUAUAAUUAUCUGCAUAACAUAUUACCGUACAACAUUAACCAGUAAGAGGGUGAUACCCGAAAUACACUAUUAUAGCAGACCAAGGAAAUUCGCAUAUGUCGAAUCCCGGUACAAUUUCUUUUGCGAUUGAAACUUUUAAAGCAAAUUACCUUCGUUCCUGGUCAUUUAUUCUGCGAGUCCGCUUAAAUUAUCUGUACAGUACAACUGAAACUGUGUGUGUUCACUUUUAGUUAGUCCAUAUUUUGGGGAUUGGUGUCGAUCUUGUUGUGAGCGAAGUAAAUAGUGUGUAAAUUACAUGUGUGAUCGUUAACGUUAAGAAUUGUAUGAAAUGAUUGUCAUUGUGUCGAGAUUAAUGUGGAUUCAUGUUAUUAUGCCAUUUAAAUUUGAAUGUUGUUUAAAUCUCAUCUAAGUGGCAUUAAAUGCAUUCUGACCGAGACUUAAAAAAAAGCAUGAAAAACGCCUUUGUUGUAAGUAUUAAAAUUAAAUGUUACCUACUAGUUACAACAGUCAUCAUUAUUCACGUACUGGGGGAAACUAAAAAAUGAUCGAUAUGUGAAUACAGUAAUGUAGAUUUAUUUUGUUCUUCACAAAAUUUCAUCAGUACUAACUUGUCUUCUUUUACCUGGUGUCGCUUGAUUGGCAACAUAUUCUCCAAUAUCAUGUUGAGCUUGAAUCGCUCAGUUCUUUUUAUUGCUGUUCUAAGCUUAAUAUGUACAAUAAACGAAAGCAAAACCAACCAUCAGUUGAAUGGCGAAUGGUUGAGAAUGAGAAAGAGAAUGAAUAAUAAGAAAAUACAUAGAACAAUCCAUCGGUUCUGACAAUCGUGUAUAGCCGGUCAGUUUCUCGAUAGCCGGCCUUACCGUUGGUACGCUAUGCGUUCUCCAAACAGAUGUAUACAAACUAAGAUGCUGUGAGCAAGGGCUUGUACCAGAGCUUUUCAAUUUGAAAGUUUGAUUAAUUGAUUAGACUACCAAAUUCAGGUGCUGUUUGUAGCAAUUAUUUGUGUGAUUGCAGUGAGCGAAUGAUUGCCAGUUUCCACUUCACAGCUGAAAUAGAAGCAUCACGAAGUGUAGCACAUUCCGAACAUGUAUUCUUAUACCUAUUGGGAUAAUCGUGCCGGUCUUUUGUAAAUAAACCAACUCAUCCAAUGUAACCUGACAUUUCCGAUAAGCGUGUAGUGCUGUGUAUAUUGUGUUGUAUUAGUUUGAGCCUUAACGCUGUCAUAUAUACAUUUGGUAGUUUAAGCAGAUUGAUUAAAACAAAACUUCUUUCUGGCAUACAUAUUCAGUUUCGUACCAGCCAUGUUUAUCCCUGUUGCUGUAUUGUUAUUCCUUUUGGGUUGGUUCACCGUUACCUUAUACAGGCGAUACAAAAAGCUUCCUGGACCUUAUGGUUUACCAUUUAUCGGCUACUUACCAUUCAUUAAUCCUCGCAAACCAUACGAAACAUUUGCUCAACUCGCCAAACGGUACGGCCCUACAUAUGGACUGUGGAUGGGACAGGUGUACGCCGUUGUGUUAACUGACCAUGUUACAAUUCGCACUAUUUUGGCAAAGGAAGAAGCUACUGGACGAGCCCCAUUAUUUAUUACGCAUGGUAUUAUGGGAGGUUACGGAAUAAUUUGUGCUCAAGGCGAUUUAUGGCGUGACCAGCGGAGAUUGUCGAUAGAAUGGCUGCGUCGUCUAGGAAUGAUCAAAUAUGGUCCAACGCGUCUUGACCUCGAACGCAGAAUUAUUUCUGGGAUUAUGGAAAUCAUUGAGAAUAUUAACUGCAAAGCAAUUAAGGAAAAACAAGGUUUCAACCCAUCAGAUAUUAUUCAUCAUAGCCUCGGCAAUUUGUUAAACGAUCUGGUGUUUGGCAUUAAAUACGAAAAGGACAAUCCAACAUGGAAAUAUUUGCAACAUCUACAAGAGGAAGGCAUCAAGCAUAUUGGGGUAUCCAUGGCUGUAAAUUUCUUACCAAUUUUGAGACAUUUACCUUCCACGCGGAGCACCAUACAUUUUCUUUUAAACGGAAAAUGUAAAACACACGAAAUUUAUGACGCAAUAAUUGCUGAAGCACGCAGCAAAAUACAUACUUCUGAUUCACUUCAUGAAGAUCAACGAGAAUGCAUUUUAAAAUGCUUCCUGAAAGAAGCCACGAAACGGCAAGAAGCAGGACGCCAAGAUGCCGCGUUUUGCGAUGACAUACAGCUGCGUCAUUUGAUGGCAGACCUGUUCGGUGCAGGUGUCGAUACAACGUUCACGACGAUUCGUUGGGCUUUGCUUUACAUCGCCCUUUACCCAAUGGUUCAGCAGCGCCUACGAGAAGAGCUAAGACAAAGGUUGGUUGCAAAUGAGUCACCAUCGUUGGACGAUGUGGAAGCGUUGCCCUACUUGCGCGCUACCAUCGCGGAAGUGCAGCGUAUUCGAACCGUCGUACCUGUUGGUAUACCACACGGCACAACAAAGGAAAUUGAGAUUGAUGGUUUUAAGAUACCCGCAAAUACGAUGAUCAUCCCUUUGAUAUGGGCAGUCCAUAUGAACCCGAAACUUUUCGAUGCGCCCAACAUCUUCAAACCGGAACGCUUUUUAGAUCCAGAAGGGCGUUUUAUGACCCCAAGCUACUUUCUUCCAUUUCAGGUUGGAAAACGCAUGUGUUUGGGUGAUGAAUUAGCCAAGAAUAUUCUUCAUAUGUACAUUGCUCAAAUCGUGGUUCAUUACGAUUGGUUCUGCAUCACUCCCGAAGAUGCGUGUUCCAUCGACUUGACCGGAAACUGUGGCUUAACUCUAACGCCACCAGAUUAUCGUUUAGUGUUCACGAAAGCAACCAAACAUUAAACACAAACAUUUGUACUCGGAUUUUUUGCUUUUUUAUUUUACUCCACUUAUAAUGUACGUUAUUACUAAAACAACAAGGCCGCGAUUCGCAUCAUCAAAAAACAUUAUUGGGAAGCCCAGAUAUGCUUGCGUCUAAACCUAUUCAAACAGUAAUAAAAGUAACGAAAUAAAUAUGUUGCAGCUAA